AUGAAGGAAGAGCCCGAUUUUCUAUGCGAUUCAGUGAAUUUGUUAACGGAAGGAUGCCGUCUGUCUGUGAGGAUGCAUAGCAGUGAUGAUUGGCCACUAGCAGAAGUAAUAAGUAUCAAAGACGUUGGAACGACACGGUAUUAUUAUGUCCAUUAUAUUGAUUAUAAUAAAAGAUUAGACGAAUGGGUAACAGAAGAACGAUUAGAUACACGUAAAGUCCAAUAUCCCAGAAAAGAUGGUAUGACUACUGGAACAUCUGGUACUGGUGCUAGUACCCCAAAAAUAAAAGUUGAAAACGUGUCAAUACUGUCUCAGAGUCGACCAGCUUCUCCAUUAAGUUUACCACCWGCAGUACCAAACAAUGAUGCUACAGUUYUAUCUGCUGCGUUACAAAAGAAAAUUUCUAGAAAGAGAAAAAUUGCUGAUAAUGAAGAUUCUCAAGAUUUACCAACACCAACACCACGUCAGACAGGUUCAAUGGUUAUGCAACAUGAUGAUGUUGUCACCCGGAUGAAAAAUGUAGAAAUGAUUGAACUUGGUUUAAAUAGAAUAAGCCCUUGGUAUUUUUCUCCAUAUCCUCAGGAAAUGGUCAACUUGGGAUGCAUAUUUAUCUGUGAAUUUUGUUUAAAAUUYAAGAAAAGUAGAACUUCACUUUAUCGACACAGUGUAAAAUGUAACUUGAGACAUCCACCCGGUACAGAAAUAUAUAGAAAAGAAUCAAUUUCAUUUUUUGAGAUUGAUGGCCGUAAGAAUAAGUCUUACUCUCAAAACCUGUGUUUAUUGGCAAAACUGUUUCUUGACCACAAGACUUUGUAUUAUGACACUGAUCCGUUCUUAUUUUAUGUAAUGACUGAAUAUGACUUAAAAGGAUUCCAUAUUGUGGGAUACUUUUCCAAAGAAAAAGAAUCUACAGAAGACUAUAAUGUUGCUUGCAUUCUUACACUACCGCCUUACCAGAGGAAGGGUUAUGGGAAAUUAUURAUUGAAUUUAGUUACGAAUUAUCAAAAUUUGAAGGCAAAACUGGAACCCCUGAAAAACCUUUGUCAGAUUUAGGUUUGUUAUCUUAUCGUAGUUAUUGGAGUCAAACUAUUUUAGACAUCUUGUUAACCGUGAAACCAAUGCCGGAUAACGAAAAACCACAAAUCACAAUCAAUGAAAUUUGUGAGCUGACUAGCAUAAAAAAAGAAGAUGUUGUUUCAACUUUACAGAUACUCAAUUUGAUUAAUUACUAUAAAGGACAAUAUAUCAUAUCAAUAAAUAAAGAUAUAAUUACUUCACACAUUGAAUCAUUUCAAAAGAGGAAAAUUCGAAUUGACUCAAAAUGUUUACAUUGGAAUCCUAAAGACUGGUCGAAACGUGCCAAAUGGUGAACAGAUAUGUUUAAUUUUGUAUCUUUUAUUGAAUCAUACAUUUUAAUUUGUUACACAUUGAAAUUAAUAUACCCUUAAGA
Molecule: messenger RNA, 1451 nt
Organism: Diuraphis noxia (Russian wheat aphid)
Lineage: Eukaryota; Metazoa; Arthropoda; Insecta; Hemiptera; Aphididae
Gene: Tip60
Product: Histone acetyltransferase Tip60
Biological process (GO): double-strand break repair via homologous recombination; regulation of DNA-templated transcription
Cellular component (GO): NuA4 histone acetyltransferase complex
Molecular function (GO): histone H4K16 acetyltransferase activity
Source: RefSeq, a predicted model, not a curated record